This is a messenger RNA of Naegleria gruberi, 2820 nucleotides long. RefSeq lists its product as uncharacterized. The annotation marks the transcript as partial. Gene Ontology annotation, cellular component: plasma membrane. The transcript is spliced from 2 exons. Gene Ontology annotation, biological process: intracellular calcium ion homeostasis; calcium ion transmembrane transport. The record is from RefSeq and is a predicted model, not a curated record. Lineage: Eukaryota; Heterolobosea; Eutetramitea; Acrasida; Naegleriidae. Gene Ontology annotation, molecular function: P-type calcium transporter activity; ATP hydrolysis activity; ATP binding.
CAUUUACUUUCGAUUGAUCAAGUUGCCAGUCAAUUGAAAACUAACAUUGAACGUGGAUUGACUGAAGAUGAGGCUAAACAAAGACUAGACAAACUUGGUUUGAAUGAAUUGAAAAAAACAGGAGGUGUAAAGAUUUGGAAAAUUCUAUUGAGACAUACUUUUGGUUUUAUGAAUAUUGUUCUGCUUGCUGCGUUAGUUAUUGCAUUUGCAGUUCAAGAGUGGAUUGAUGGAGCUGUUAUUGGUUUUAUUAUUCUUGUAAAUGUUGUAAUUGGUUUUGUUCAAGAGUUUAGAUCUGAGAAUUCCAUGCAAAAAUUGAAAUCACUUCAGGAAACAACUUCCACAGUCAUUAGAGAUGGAAGAGUUGUAGAAAUCAAAUCAAAAUUUCUAGCUGUUGGAGAUUUAAUAGAGCUUAAUGAGGGAGAUCACAUUCCUGCUGAUUGCAGAGUUGUCUAUUCAGCACAAUUAUCAUGUCUAGAAUCUAUUCUGACAGGAGAGUCAGAACCUAUUAAGAAAAAUCCACAAACCAUUGUUCCUAAACCACUUCCUGAUUACAAUGUAUUGGGUGAUAGAUUUAAUAUGGUUUUUGGAGGCACAGUGAUUACAAAAGGUAAAGGAAAAGCAAUUGUUACUUGCACUGGAAUGAAUACAGAAUUGGGUGCUAUUGCUCAAUCUCUUAAUAAGUCCAAUGACAGCAAGUUCAAGAAUGCUAUUGUGAAAUUUUUUGCUCCUAGUGGAUCAAGAUUACAAAAGAGAAUGGGUUUACUAGGUAUCGUGUUGGUAUUUGCUGGAUUAAUUUGUACUGGACUGGUUUUAUUGGGUGUUUAUAUUCAUGGAACAAUUCCAAUCAUUCCAGAUGGAUUGAAGAUUGGUGUUUCAACAGCUGUUGCAGUAAUUCCUGAAGGAUUGGCUCCUGUUCUUACAUUGACAAUGACAAUGGGAGUUUUAAAGAUGGCCAAGAACAAUGCUAUCGUUAGAAGACUCGAUGCUAUUGAGUCACUGGGUAAUAUUACAGAUAUUUGUACUGACAAAACAGGAACACUCACUGAGGGAAAGAUGAGUGUUCGAGAAGUGUAUUUGAGCGAUGAAUCAGAGUUGAGUGUUGUGAAAACUGUCUCCCCACCAUCUGCCAAUCAUGAACCUCAAAGAUCAGUUACUGAAUUGAUCAAUGAUAGAGGAGUAGUGGUAAAUAUCGACUCAAAUCAAUUACUAACCAUUUUCCUCACCAUUUCCUCCUUGUGUAAUGGUGCAAAUAUAGUCAAGACAAAUGAGAAGGAGAAUCAAGAGAAACCCAAUCCAAAUCAAAAUAAGAAAGCUACAGAAGAAGAAUUUGUUGGUGAUCCAACAGAAAUAGCUCUCCUAUCUCUUUCGACAUGUUAUGGACUCUCUAAGGAAAAGCUAAUUCAAGACAGCUCAUUCACAUUUCAUGAAGAAUUCCCAUUCGACAGCACCCUGAAAAGAAUGACAGUUCUUUACAAGAAGAAUGGUCAUGAAUUUAUAUUAACUAAGGGUGCUCUAGAGCAAACAUUACCACUCUGCAGUUACAUGUGCUCAAAUAGUGAUAACAUUUCCAUAUUAUCGGAAAUAUCUGAACAGGAUGCAGAAAAGAUUAAAUACCAAGCAGAGGGAAUGGCUAUGAAGGGGUUGAGAGUUCUUUCUCUUGCUUUUCGUCAAAAUGCAAGUUUCGAAACAAUUACUCAAAGAGAAGAUGCAGAACGCCAAUUGACCUUUGUAGGUUUGGUUGGAAUUCAAGAUCCACCUCGAGGUGGUGUACAUGAGGCAAUCAAACUUUGUCAACAUGCUAAUUUGACUGUGAGAGUAAUAACUGGUGAUCACAAAAUAACAGCCAAAGCAAUAGCACACGAAUGUGGAGUCAUUGAAGCCGAUGACGAAGAUCUUGUCAUGAACGCAAGUACAUUUGAUAGUAUGUCAGAUCACGAACUGAGAUUAUUACCAGAUUUACCCAGAGUAAUUUCGAGAUGUACACCAGGCACUAAGGAAAGAAUGAUUGAAGCUCUCCACGCCAGGAAGAAAUAUGUAGCCAUGACAGGUGAUGGUGUGAAUGAUUGUUCCUCUAUUAAGGCAGCUGAUGUUGGAAUUGCAAUGGGAAUUACAGGUAGUGAUGUGACCAAGGAAGUGGCUGAUAUCGUUCUAACUGACGAUGACUUUUCAACUAUAGUUAUUGCAAUUAAAGAAGGAAGACACAUGUUUGAAUCUAUCAGAAAGUUUACAAUCCACUUGUUAUCUGGUAACGUAUCACAAACUAUAUUAUUGGUAGUUACUGCCUUGUCUGGAUUGCAGGUUCCUCUCAAUUCCAUUCAAAUUCUAUGGCUUAACUUGGUUACUGGAACAGGACCAUCAUUUGGAUUGGGAAAAGAAAAGGUAAGAAAUGAUAUAAUGGCUCCUGGAUUCAAUAGUGGUAUGUUCACAUUCGAAACCAUAUCUGAUAUUCUAGCCUAUGGGAUAGUUAUGGGAAUGCUUGGAAUGGCUAACUUUUUAUUGGCAACAAUGGUUUGGGGAAGACCUUUGAUUGAGGCUCAAUCACUUACCUUCGUUACAGCCACUUGCCUGUUGCUACUCCAUGCAUACACAUGUAGACAUUUGAGGAAGCCAUUCUUUGAGGAUGGUUUCUAUGAGUGUUGGGUGUUACAUUUAUUUGUCUUUUUAGGAUUGGUUUCAACCAUUGCAACAUUAUAUAUUCCUUGGGUAAAUUCUAAUAUUUUUCACCAAGUUCCACUUAACAACCCAAUAGAUUGGGUAUUUGUAUUAUUUGCAGGAUUAUUACUCGUGAUUUUUUCAGAAGUUUACAAAGGAAUUAAGAGA